Molecule: messenger RNA, 555 nt
Organism: Quercus robur (English oak)
Lineage: Eukaryota; Viridiplantae; Streptophyta; Magnoliopsida; Fagales; Fagaceae
Exons: 2
Coding region: 1-555 (184 amino acids)
Molecular function (GO): nucleic acid binding
Source: RefSeq, a predicted model, not a curated record
AUGAGUACAGACUUAAAGAUAAAAGUCCAAAAAUGUCCUCGUAUUGAAGAGGUCCUCACCUUCGCAAUCCAGAGCGAAAGCAGCUGGAUGACCCCAAUCCUGUCCUACCUCCAGGAUGGCCGGCUUCUACAAAACGUUGAGGAGGCCAAGAAAGUCAAGAAGAGGGUAGCUAGGUUUACAAUCCUGAAUGACACCCUAUAUAAAAGAGGGAUAGGGAUCAAGAACCAAUUCUUGUCCCCAAGUCGCCCACAAGCCAACUAUCAAACGAAAGUAACAAACUGGACACUGCUCAAGAUCAUCAAAGCUCAAUUGGGAAAUGCUAAGGGCGCUUGGCCAGAGGAGUUGCCCAAUGUCCUACGGGCAUACAAGACUAUAGCAAGAACCCCGACAAGAGAAACCCCCUUUAGACUCACCUAUGGCACCAAAGCAGUAAUCCUAGUCAAAGUGGGAAUCACCAUCAUGAGACCAGAAGUUUUCCAUGAAGGCAGCAAUGAUGGUCAUUUGAGAGUCAACCUGAACUGCUUGGAUGAAGUCAAAGACAAAGCAUCCUAUUAG